Neodiprion fabricii is the source of this 411-nucleotide messenger RNA. RefSeq lists its product as uncharacterized. The transcript has 4 exons. The coding region runs from base 7 to 327 and encodes 106 amino acids. The record is from RefSeq and is a predicted model, not a curated record. NCBI's taxonomy places the organism in Eukaryota, Metazoa, Arthropoda, Insecta, Hymenoptera, Diprionidae.
AGAUUGAUGGAACGGCUUUUCAGCAAUUAUGUAGCUGAGAAAUUUAGCUGGGUCGGGUCAAAAGGAAAAAGAAUUUUUUCAACACUUCAUUUGUGUCGUGUUAUUCUAGAUGUUGUCGGGAAAGCAUCGACCACAAAUUUGGUCACAGAAGAUAUGAUUGCGAAAGUCAUUAAAGAUUGGUUACGGCACGCGAAGGAACGAUUGUCACGAGAGAAACCGCCCCUAUCUUUGCACACAGAUGCAGAAGAAAACUCCGCCAGAGAACCAGAUGCCGAAGUAGAACUUAACGUUCCUGGAGUAGCUGAAGGGACUGAUUAUUCCAACUAAAAUACACGCACAUACCAAAUGACUGCCUAAAUUGGCAUUACAUGAUGAAAAUAUCUGAUGCUUCUGCGACUGUGAUUAUAAAAU